UGGACAAGGACCGAUUAUUGCCAUCUCCAAGCCAUUUGCACAACUCUCAUUACAAAUGUUAACAUGAUUUAGGAGUGUAACAGCGUCUUUGCAUUUAGCACAAAGUUCGAGCCUCGCAACUCAUCCAUCAAACCGAACGAGUCUACGCUUCUAGCCCCUAGCUUGGGUGUUUUAGCUAAGUUUGUUUGGGUUAGUGCACCAAUGUCAGGUUGGCUUGUUGGUCGCCUUGUGUCGGGGCUUGGCGUCGCGACGAAAGCGGCUGUCCUGCCCCUUACACGCCAGACCGCAACUGACUUGGUGUCUAGCUGCCUCACACCUACAGCAUGUAGUAUGUGGAGGUGUUGGUCCGUUCCGGACCAAGCCUUCCUCUCCACAUCAGCUGUUUCAUCCGCCCAAGCCUCGCUCUCGGCGAUGUCUGAAGCCUCAGCAGCGGCAGCAGCCGCUGCUCCCUCCACCUCAGCCAGUGGCGCCUCCGCUAGUGGCGCCUCCGACAACCCCGCUAGCAGCUCCAGCGGCGAUGCGGCCGCUCUGGAGGCUGCACAGCAGCCUCCCUCAGCGCCGCUUCCGGACCCAAAGCCGGACCUGGUAGAUAAGUUCCUGUCGACCGAGGUGCUGGGUCUGGAAGAGCGCCGGCGGCUGGAGCGGCAGGCGGUGGUGCGCGACUUCCAGCGCCACCCGGCGGACACCGGCUCGCCGCAGGUCAUGGUCGCGGUGAUGACGCACCGGCUGCGGGAGCUGGUGCAGCACUUCGACUCCAACCGCAAGCAGCUGCCAGCCAUGAGGCACCUGGAGAUACUGGUCAACCAGCGGCGCCGGCUGCUGACGUGGCUGCGGGAUGCGGACUUCGAGUCCUACUCCUACACCAUCGCCAAGCUGGGGCUGCGGGACAUCUACACGCCCACGGGCUUCUCCGACCGCUACCGCGAGGGUCUGCGUCCCAGCGACCCGGUGCCGGACGACUCGGUCAACCGCCUGCGCUUCAACUUCCACACCAAGUACCGGCAGAAGAAGGCCAGUCUGUGGCAGCGGCUGCGGCCCCAGCUGGUGGCCGAGGACCCCUACCUGCAGGCGACCGACGCGGCGGCGGCAGCGGCGGCCAAGCAGCGCCAGCAGCAGCAGCGCGUGGCGGCGGCGCAGCAGCGGCUGUAGGCGGGUUGGUUGGGGGUGUACGUGUACUGAGUUGGUCCCAGGUUUUGGUCCCCGUGGAGCUUAUGGUGAGCCGGUCUGAUUUGAUACAUAGGCAUUGAUAGGCUGUCUGUGGAGAUGGGUGUAAGGAGGAGAGACGCGCGAGGCAGGGGGCUUGCGCUGUGCCCCAACCUGUGUGAGGGGGGAGGUGAACAAAACAGAGCCUGUUCAAUGUGCGCGCGCUGCUUCGAACUAUGGCUUUAUUAAUGUGGAUUGCUAGGCUGAGAUCCUGACUGGCGAUCUCCUUAGCCGGUACUUGCUGACGGCUCCUUUGCUGGACAGCAGGGUAUCUUUACGUCUGUCUUCCGGUGGCUCAUUCGUGAGGUGCGUGACCCAUUGUGGGAAAGCACGCUGUGCUGGUGGCCGAGAGGCUUAUGUGUAACGAAGUAGAAGAUUUGCGACAAGGUAGUGGCCUCACAAGCAGCCCUCUGCUUUUGGUCUGGUAAACCCGGUGCCUUCAUGGUUCGCUCCUGCCAUCUUCGUUUCCCCUCCCUCUCGCAGAACUCCACUGCCUCCCUUGCACGGUACCAGCUCACCCUCGCCAACUCAUCAGACGCUCACCUCACCUUAACAAGCACGCUUCCUGACCACAUUGCUCGAGCGCUAGUAAGGAACCCGCAUAGGUCCCUCCGCAUUGCGCAUAAUAAGACAAGCAAAGAGACGCCUACCAUAAUAAAACCCAAACGCAGACGUAAAUACCAAGGAACCCAAACCUAAACACCGGUACAAAGCGUCCCGGAGAAGUGGCACCACUAGAACCAUAACAGUCACAAACCGUGGCCCAACAAACCCAAAACAGCUAGCGUCUACGGUAAUAAACGGGUAUAGCGCAGAGAACCACACUACAGCCGAGAUCAACGAGCGGUAAAAGCCCAGCACAGGUGAAACACAUGCAGGGAUGUGUCGCCAACCCCAACUUAUAGAGUGCGCAGGUGGUUGCUGCCGCAAAGAGCUUAUGAUGUUAUCAGUUGGCACGAGCAACCGCGUAGACCUCGCCGCUGGGUAUGCCCCCCUGCUUUAUGCCGGAAAGCUCUCCACUGCUGCAUCCCUCAAGACACGCCAUUUUAAGAUAUGGGAGAACGCUAUCGAUGCUCCCCUUCGCGCAACGAUGCUUUACCUCACCAAUAAGGCUCCCGUGACUCUUAUCAAGUUGUGCAAACACAGCAUCACACGCAAAGAAUGUUAACCCACCAGACACAGCUGACGCUCACUACAUACA
Messenger RNA from Astrephomene gubernaculifera, 2404 nucleotides. Lineage: Eukaryota; Viridiplantae; Chlorophyta; Chlorophyceae; Chlamydomonadales; Astrephomenaceae. The record is from the annotation of a GenBank genome assembly.